Molecule: messenger RNA, 10708 nt
Organism: Podarcis lilfordi (Lilford's wall lizard)
Lineage: Eukaryota; Metazoa; Chordata; Lepidosauria; Squamata; Lacertidae
Source: the annotation of a GenBank genome assembly
AUGCUGAUGCUGAUUGCAUUCUUCUUUGUGGGUAUCUUUUCAACCAUCUUUAACAGGCGGUAUUCCCACUGGACUUUACUAUUGUUCAGGAUCAUGAUCAGGUAAGUGUUUACCUAGGGAGAUAUAUGGGGUGACUUGUAAUGCCUUGGUCAAAGAGAGGCGAGCAUCAGCAUGUAUGGUCUUACAUAAAACCUGGAUGAGAGAUCACACAGGAGUCCCUCAUCCUUGGCUCUGAAUCCUACCCCUACCCCUUGCCUUGGGGAGUGUAUUUUGGAGAAGAAAAGGCUAAGGAGUAAACCCUACACAAGUGUGGAGUCCCUAAGAUGGUUGGAUGGUACUUUGCAUGUCUCCUUCCAGCAACUCUUGCAGCCAAACAUAUUGCUCUGCUUUCCUUUGGACCACAUCAGCGAGGCUGAGAGGAGGGUCUUGUUGUCUGGGCAGCCCAGGACCUCUGUACACUCUGCCCAGGUCUGUUGCCUCAGGGGUGUCACUUUGGUGCUGUAGGGGCUUGGACCAGAUGACCUUCCAACUCAAUUCCAUAUUGGUACAGGAAGUACAAGUUAGGCCGGUUGGCAUUAUAAUGCAAACCAAAACUAAUUUCUCCUCAUGGUAGAGUUAGGCGGCUCCUUCCGCUCCUCACUUUAACUGGAAGUGCUUCCUCUGAAGAACCACCAGUCUCUUCAUCUUGCUUCUCUCUGUGCUUUUAGGUGCAAGCGUCUGAAGAGGGGCAUGAAGGUGAAAUUCGUUGAACAUGAGGGCUACAGGUUCUGUUAUUUCUGCCGAGGGAAACCGGGCUCCCAGCCAUCGGUGCUGAUGCUUCAUGGCUUUUCAUUCAACAAAGAUAUGUGGCUAGACACCAUCAAAGUAGGUUUCCAUUUUUCCAAUCGGGCAACUUUCAUGUCUCUUUUGUGCCUUCCCUGAGACUGUUGGAAAUGACCAAACGUACCCAACUUUUACACCUUCAGCAUUUGACUUGGGGCAUUCCCCGCCCCCCAAGCCAUUGUCGAAAAGGCAAGAGUUUCCCCGGUGAGACGUAAAGUGUGAGCAGCUGCCCUAAGGACACACAGCAUCCUCAUCUUUCUGUAGUUCAGGGGUUGGGGGCAUCAUGUGGCCCUCCAGAUGCUGUUGGACUCCAACUCCCAUCAGCACCAGCCGCAAUAGCCAAUGGAAUGGGUGAGAGGAACGUUACUCCAGCAACAUCUGGAGGAGCCAUAGUUUCCCUACCUCUGAUGCAAUGUAUUAAGAUGCCAUAGGUAAAGGUAAACGGACCCCUGACCAUUAGGUCCAGUUGUGGCCGACUCUGGGGUUGUGGCACUCAUCUCGUUUUACUGGCCGAGGGAGCCGGCGUACAGCUUCCGGGUCAUGUGGCCAGCAUGACUAAGCCGCUUCUGGCGAAUCAGAGCAGUGCACGGAAACGCCGUUUACCUUCCUGCCGGAGCGGUGCCUAUUUAUCUACUUGCACUUUGACGUGCUUUCAAACUGCUAGGUUGGCAGGAGCAGGGACCGAGCAACCUGGAUCAAAAUUGUGGAAGUACAGCUGUGAGGCCAGGCUUGUUGAUCUAGAAAAGGGAGCCAAGCUGGUGUCCCCCAGCUGCUAUUGGGCUACAACUCCUGCAGGCCCUAUGGCCAAUAGUCAAGGAUGGUCCCAUAAGCCAUGUGGUUGGCCACUAUGAGAACAGCAUGCUGGACUAGAUGUUCCCUUCUAAUGUUCCUGUGAUGGGAGUUGUAAUCCAGUAACAACCUGGCUGCUCCUGGGUUGGGAGAGGAGUGAUUGUUGCAUUAGAUUUAAAGUCUGGCAUUCAGCUGCCCAACUACCCCAUGCUCCAGGGGGAAAAAGGGACCAUAUCAUAAAGAGGGAGUGGAUGACCAAGUGGUAAAUCUUAUUGUUUGCAUGAUCGUGCAUCUCAGGCAUUGCAGCUCUGCCUUUUUAACUUAAUCCUAUCUACCCACUCCAUAAUACACUCAAACAUUUUCUCACUGUAUAUGUUUCUUUAUACCAUAGGCUAAAGAAGGGUGUAAUGGUAUUUAUUUGGGCACAUCAACCACUCCACCCCUUCGAUAAUGACCAGCCCAAUUAUGGUUGCUUUGAAUUCUUGGUCUCAUUUCCGAUGCCGUCUUUCCCCAGCUCUUUCCUAAGGACCUCCACGUGGUCUGCCUUGACAUGCCAGGCCACGGAGAAACCACUCGCCUGCUGGCAGAAAGUUACACGGCAGUUAACCAAGCGAAAAUGAUACACCAGGUAAGGCUGGCAAGCAAGUGGUUCUGGACUGGUAAGGGCGUCACCGUCGCUGAUCGAUGAAAUAUGGAGAUUGCCUUGGCUCCGAUUGCUUAAGCUGGAGCCAAGGAGCUGGUUUUGCAAUUGCUCACCAGCAGGGUGCAUUGCAGUUUUCCCAUUCCUGCGAAAGGCAACGUCUCCUGGGCUCAGCUUUCCUUGAGAACCUUCCUGCUCCACAGCCUCUGCUGACUAUUAUUUUAAAGAGAAUCCAAAGUAGGAAUGAUUGGCAGCAGCUAGGGACUUGCUUGGGAAAUUCCCUUUGCAUGGCGAGUUCCCGCCCCCACCAGGUGUAAAUAAUGAUGCAUGACACAAUUAUUAAGGUUAAUGGGCUAAAAAAGACCACAGCUUUAUUGGUUACAGGUGAUGAGCGGUAUUGGCUUAGGCAUUGGUCCUAACCGACUAUAUCCGAUUUCAGCCCGUCUGCUUGAAGUCCAGGAAGGGUUAACCACCAGUAGGGGGAGUCCUGCUGAUGCACAUCAACUAGGAACUUCCCCGGGUCACCGAUAGGGGGCGUGCCUUAGGCCCUCACCUCCUUAGGCUUCGGAUAGGGCCACGCCCCCCCGGAAUCCUUUAUCGGACUACCCUUCCACGUGGGGGGCAGGUGAUGGCGUUACCUCCCCUCUUCCAUCUACAGAACUAUACCAAUGCCUAACCACCAAUACCCAGAAUGUUGUGACGAUUUGCUACAAGGUAGGCAAAAACCAAGUGGCUGGUGCCAAUUUGCCAAGUGGAAAAAUUCCUACCAGGCCCCUCAACAGCGACCAACCAAGGUCCAUAGCAAGGUCAAAGACAAAACCUUAAAGGGCGGGAGGGUGGGAAAGCCAAACAGCUGUGGAGCGGCAAAGAGGGAGAUCCUGCCUUAAAUAGGGCAGGCCAUGCCCCCAGAGCCAGCCGAUUGGCUGGCCAGGUGGUGACACGGCCGGGAAUCCCCCCAAUCGCACGGUAGCUGGGCUCCAGCCACUGCGCGUGUGGUAGGGCCGUGAAGCCCACAACCCCACCUCCGCUGAAGGGCAGAAGUGACUAAACCGGUAAGGACACCUUUAACAUCCAGCUUAACCUCAUGCUCCUUCUUUCAGUUUGUUGAGUGCAUUGGCCUGAACCAAAAGCCUUUCCACCUGGUUGGCAUGUCCAUGGGCGGAACAAUUGCUGGUAUUUAUGCGGCUCAGUAUCCAUCUGAUGUCUCUCACUUGUCUCUCCUUUGCCCACCUGGUGAGUGUCUGAGGAGGGGUGGGGAAUGUCAGACCUGGGGACCAGAUGCAACCCCACCUCCCACAACCCCUCGGCCUCUCUAUUUCAUCCUCCAAACUCUCCCCAGCUCACAACCCUCUCACCAACCUUGCUUUGCAUCCCAGAUUCCUGGCUGCAAUUUGUCCUUGAACACCGAUGAUUGCCUCUUGCUUGUCUGACUGAAGGAUAGAGAGGACUGUGUGAGUGUAUAUGGAAACUAGCCCUAUACAGUGGUACCUCAGGUUACAUACGCUUCAGGUUACAGACUCCGCUAACUCAGAAAUAGUGCUUCAGGUUAAGAACUUUGCUUCAGGAUGAGAACAGAAAUCGUGCUCCGGCGGCGCGGCGGCAGCAGGAGGCCCCAUUAGCUAAAGUGGUGCUUCAGGUUAAGAACAGUUUCAGGUUAAGAACGGACCUCCAGAACAAAUUAAGUACUUAACCUGAGGUACCACUGUACUAUUAAAGCACAUUCUUCCCCUCAAAGAAUCCUGGGCACUGCAGUUUAUCCCUCACAGAGUUCCCGCUCCCAGCAACACAUAACAAACUACCAAGCCCAGAAUUAUCUGAGGUGGAAAAAUGUGCUUUGAAUGUGUUCAAAAGGUACAGUGGUACCUCGGGUUACAGACGCUUCAGGUUAUGCGUUUUCAGGUUAUGGACGCACCAAAACCCGGAAGUACCAGAACGGAUUCCUUCUGGGUUUUGGCCAUCACGCUUUGCACAUGCGCAGAAGCGCCAAAUCGCGUCAUGCACAUGCGCAGACGCAGCACUGCAGGUUGAGAACGUACCUCCCGCACAGAUCACAUUUGCAACCCGAGGUUCCACUGUACAGUGUUUCGUUCUCAGUGCUGCUCAGAGAGUAGCUACUCUUCACAGACAGACACAGUGGUACCUCGGUUUUCGAACGUAAUCCACUCUGGAAGACUGUUCGACUUCUGAAACAUUCAAAAACCGAAGCACAAAGGGAGGUCUGCUGAUUUAAUUGAGAAAAUUGAGAAACACUCAACGUAAGCUGUUUGACUUCUGAGGUGCUUUCGAAAACCGAGGUACCACUGUAUACAAAUAUAUACAAUAUACGGGGAGGAACCUAACCCAUACAUUCUUACAUAAAUUUGAAAUUAUUAUCCUAACACAUAUGUUAAUAUCAAUAGCAUACCACAUUUGGCAACUGUGCUAGGACUAUUGAGGUAGCCACCAGCAAUAUUCCUUGCUCCAUUAGCUCACUCCAGUCCCAACUUCUAUUCCAGCUGUUACCAACUUGGCCUUGCAGAUAUUUGCUGCACUACAACUCCCAUCAGCCCUUGCCAGCAUGCUCUUACUGCCUGGGGCUGAUGGGAGUUGUGGUCCAAUAUCUAGAUGGGGUCAGGUUGGCAAAGGCUAUUGUGGACUUUCAGCACUGUUCUGUGGUUCCAGAUCUCCCAUUUAUAGCAACCGGUUGACCAGUAACUACAUUUCUAAGCCACACAUUUCCUCCCAACUCUUUAGGCCUACGGUAUGCAGCAGAUAAUGAGUUCAUCAAACAUUUGAAGGAGCUGCGGAAGUCUACCAACUCACACAGCAACCCUCUGGUUCCUUUGACCGUAAAACAGGGAGAAAGUUUGCUCAGACUUGGCUUAUACCAUCCCAGCAGUACAAACAUGCAGGUGAAGAGGUAGCGCCCUGAAAAAUUGUAGGACUCUGGCCUAAUAGUUUGGAACAAUGUCCCAGACCUUGGCAAGCUUGUCCACCUGCCUGCCUGCCUGUCUUCUGCAGCAUUUGGUGGUACAGGCAGGAGAGGCACGAGACGAAAUCUGAAACAGAAGGCUGGGUAAAUAGACUGUGUUUGGUGAACUUGCAACUUUUCACUUGUCAGGGAUUCUUAAGCUCAGUUGGUUAGAGUGUGGUGUUGUUAAUGCCAAGGUUGCAGGUUCGAUCCCUGUAUGGGACAGCUGCAUAUUACUGAAUUGCAGGGGGUUGGGCUAGUGUCAGGGUUCGGGGAAUCAGCCCCCCCCCCCGUGGCUGUAAAUGAGCAGAUCAAACGAAAGGAAUUCUUACCAGUUAGUUUCUUUAAUAAACACAGCAAAGGGCAAAAGAAAGCAUCUAACCAGAAUGGCGGUGCUCCCAGUAAAGGUCACUCCCCCUUCCGUCCAUGUUAAUCCACGUCACUCCCACAUUUUGUAAUCUGAGUCUGUAGUCUCUGCGCUUUCUAAGCUGACACUUUAUGAGCUCUCCGUGUCUUUGGGGAAGGGGUGUGUGUGGAUACUAUCCAGAGACUGUGAAUCUGUUAACUCUCUCUCUUCUAGUUUUUCUUCUGCUAGCUGUUCCCCAUCCAGUAUUUCCCAGCUUCUGCCUUCUGCACUAUGCCCUUCUGCAAACCACGGUUCCAAAUCUAUACUGUCCUCCUACUCCUGGGAAGAUUCAGGAUCAGGGGAGGGGGGAGGGGGAAGCUCCCACCAUUCUUCCUCGGUGCAGCCCUCCUCAGCACGGUCCCUGACUGGUAGAUGAUCCUCAGGGUCUCUUCCAACUCCACAAUUCUAUGAAUCUAUGAUUUUUAGCUGUGAUUGCUGUAUUGCAGAAAGUUGGACUUCUUCUUCUUCUUCUUCUUCAUUCUACCUCAUCCAUCUAGCUGGGCUGCCCCAGCCACUCUAGGCCACCCUUGGGAUCCCUCACAAGACUACAUUUCUAUGCUUCUAAUUAGGAGAGAGCUCCCACAAGGAACUGCACUGGAAACUUCAUCCAUCCAUUCAUUAUAUAGUGCCAUCAAUCUGCAUGAUGCUUUACAGAGGAUAGGUCUCUGCCUGAAGAGCAUAAGACAAUAUAAACGGUGAAAUGGCAGGAAAAGGGGGCAAGUGCAGUCGGACUUAAAAGUUGCAUGUGUUGAGGUUUGGCUUGGAACACGCGGAAGCUGCCUUAUUUUGGUCAGACUAUUUGAAGAGGCCCGUAGUGAGACCAUUGAUCCCCUGCUGGUGAGGCUUGCUGACCUUUCGGAAAAGCAAAAUUUUGACCUUUUCCUGUUAGGCAAAGAUCAUAAGACGACCCAGAUGAUCACCAGAUUCUGUGUACAGAUGUGUAGACACAGACCAUUCCUCAACCCAAACUAGUUCGUUAAGAAAAUCCCCAAACUCAGUUCCAUGGGUGACUCUGGGUCAUGUCUCUGUGGUUGCUUAGUUUUAAGUGUCUUAUCGCAUUUAUAAAUUUUAAAUUUCUUGUUGUACAUUGUUUUAAAUGUUUGCUUUCCUUCUGGGAUUGUACCCCCAAGUGUGUUUUAUAAGCUGGUCUCCGAACGUAAACAAUUAUCUAUCUAUCUAUCUGGUCAGACCAUUGGUGCGUGUAGCUCAGUUUUGUGUACAGGGGUUGCCAGCCUUUCCAGACCUUCUUACUUUUCUUUUUUCUUUUCUUCGUCCCCUUAGCUCCUAAAGGGCUAUCUGGAAGACAGGAGGCCACACAAGUCUUUCUUCUUAAAAUGUAAGUUCAAUAGCAUUGCCUACGCUCUGCCUGGGGAAUUUCACAGAGGCUGAUCCUGGUUUCCUAUCAAUAUGCUAGAUGGAACAAAGAUAUGCAGCCUAGCCCAGCUGUUGCCUUGUGUUCUGUUUUUUAAAAAUAUAUUUAAAUUUUAUUAACAUAUAAAACACAUACAUAUACAUUUACACAAUACACAUACACAACACACUACCUUAUUUUCAUAACAUAAAACAUACCUACGUUACUCUAUAUAAUACCUACCUAUGCUAUACAUAUCAACAUACCUACACACCUACCCCACACGGACACCCACCAAGUGACUUGACUUCCAGCCGUUCUUGUUACGCUACUUUAUUUUUCCAACUAGCUUAAACGCAUUUCAUUAUUUCUUUAAUCUCUUAUUCUAUCUUGACUUUGCUCUCCUUUCACUCUAAUCAUUUUCUGGAUUCACUCAAUAUCUGUCAGAAGUUCUACUUUUUCCACAUAAAUUUUGAUGUAUUCCUUAAAGGUAGGCCACUCCUUAUUCACUUUUUGUACCAUAUCUCCUCUUAUCCUCCCUGUUAGUUCGGCAAUAUGGAAGCUGUUGUCUUGAGGCAGCAGAUUUGCUGCUUGAAGCAGGCUGGCUGCACCUAGGCUCAGCUUAGCUCGCAUCCGCACCAUACAGUUAAAGUACUCUUGUACCAUGUUUAACAGUCAGGGGAAACUCCUGGGAACUGCAGUUUGUUAAGGAUGCUGAGAGUUGUAGGUCUGUGAAGUCAGUAGAGGGUGGUGUCCUUUAGGAUAAGUAGAGUGUUAGGCAGGAGGCCAACAGUAGGUGGCGCCAGAGCCAGCCAAUCAACUAAUUCUAGUUUUGCCCCUUCCCUCCUCCCUGCUUGAGUUCUGCAAGGACAGUGCUAAGACUUAAGGUGAAGGAAGCUGAUAGCAGGUGCCACCCUCUGGACUGGUUGUAAGGAAGAAGGCAGAUUUGUCAUGAAAAACAGAGUUAGGUUCCUUUUUUACCUUUAUCAGAGCAUUUUCAAGAAAGACCAAAUGACACAAUUAAUUUAAUCAGUUCUAUAUCUGUAAUUCAAUAACGUCUUUAUCCUUGAUUCUUCAGAGCCCAACCAUCUGGUUCUCAUUCAUACUUCAGACAUUCAUGUCCAUCCAUAUCGGCAUUCAGACCCAUCAAACAUACUAAAUAUAUAAGCAAUUAUAAAAUGAGAUCACAUUUGAUUCUCACAGACCAUUCCUGUGACUUAAAAACAUCUUAGUAAAUCACAUAUAUUCUGUAAGAGAUUCAGCAUAUCCCUGAACAUUCGGAACAUGCAUGUUGUUGUUUGAUAGUUUGGGGAGCUUGAAACCAACUGUAUUGAAAGAAUACCUUUAAUAUUACCAUAACAUCAGUGCCCCACUUGCUGUAAUCGACCAGUUCCCACUGCACCCUUAACAAACUAACAGUUCCCAGGAUUCCGUAAGGGGAAGCCAUGGCUGUGAAAGCGGCCUAAGAGUUCGUUAAAUGUAUAGUGUGAAUGUGGCCUUGCGCAGAGGCAGAUUUAGGGCAGUGCAACCGGUUCUGCCGCGCCAGGUACCAAGCCUAGGGGGCGCUGCAGGGCAUCACAACUAUGACGUAGUUAAUUGAGCAGAACAGAAGGUGAGAGGUGUGAGGCGGGGAUUUUGACCUUGUACAGGGCUCUGCUGAAAUCUGAAAGACCAAAAUCUGUCCCACCGUGCGCAUUUGUAAAUAAACCCAAAUAUUACAAUAAUAAUAAUAGUAAUAAUAAUAUUUAUUUAUACCCCACCCAUCUGGCUGGGUUGCCCCAGCCACUCUGGGCGGCUUCCAACAUAUAUGAAAACAUAAUGAAACAUCAAGCAAUAACAAUCUGAUCCAAUAUAAAAAGUAGCAAUAACUUUAAAAUAAACAACUUCAUAUCAAACAAAGCAACAUUCAACAAUCCAUCAGAAUCAGUGAACAGUAAAACUACACAUCAGCAAAUAAUAAUUAAACCGUUUGCACUUAUCAACCACAAUAAAGAAUUACCGUACUUUUCCAUGCAUAAUGCAAGGAUUUUUUAUGUGAAAGUAAUGUUUAAAAAUUGGGGUCGUCUUAUACACGGGUAGUGCUGAGGAGGGACGGGUGAUUGGUUGCUGCUGCGAGCCGGAGAUUGUCAGGUGGCAGUGCAUGUGAUUGGUGGCUGUGGAAAUGGCUUUUUUUAAUUUACUGUUGCAAAACAAAACAAAAACAAAAAAAGCCAUACGUCUCCAGAUGUCAUUAAUACUCCAACUUCCAUCAGCCUCAGCUAGCACGGCCAGUGAUAAGGGAUAAUAGGAACUGUAGUCCAGCAACAGCUGUGGGGAGAAGGGGGCACAGGGUCUUCAGGACUGCUGACUUUAGGCACUCCUUUGCUUCGUCACAGAAAAGUGUCAGGACAUAUCACAUUUUAUGUCUGUAGCAAUCUCUAAAGAAGGGUGCUUAUCUGCAUUUUCCCACCAACAAUAAACAGACCAGGGGAGCAAUGCACACAGCAUUAAGAUAGGACACACUUUUUCAUGUGUGGGGCUGGCCCUGUGUUUCUAAGAAGACAUGCAAAGUGACCCUCUGAUGAUUCAAAAUGGUUUGAACGUGGUUGUUGGGCUUCUGGGUUUCUCUUCUGCUGCAAAACAGACGCACACCUAACGUCAGGGCAACAUGCCUGGAAAUCCUCAAGGGUAAAACGACCACAGAAACAGGCCUCACUCUGCUUCUUUCUUGGAAAAGGCUUUUUAGACAUGUCCAGCAAGGAGUCCAGGUACCACUUGCAUGACAGCAUGAGCAAGAUCAGGGCUCCAGCGCAAAUCAUCUGGGGAAGGGAGGACAAGGUAAGCUAACUGGUUAAAUUAGCAAGGGUACACUGGGCUAAAGAUUUAGGUCAUCAUAUUGACAUGACCUCAUGGGGAAAAACUGUGGAGAGUGGAUAUGAAAUUUACAGCCCAUUUUAAAGGAAAAUUUUUAUGAAAACGAUAUACAGGUGGUAUUUAAUGCCAAAUAAAUUAGCAAAGAUGUAUGGACUGUGUCCAAUAAAUUCUGGAAGUGUAAGCAUAAGGAAUGGACAAAGCAAGAUGUAUUUGUAGGUAGAGUUAGACGGAUGUAACAAAUUGAGAGAACUGUUCAUGAAAUGGUCCUGAACUGGUCUCCUGUAGUGUGCUUUGGUAAUAAUAAUAACAAUUUAUUAUUGAUUAUUGAUUAGAAUAUUUGUGUGAGAUUGUACGGGAAAAAUACGGAAUAACAUAUACACUCUUGCUUAAAAUGUAUAUAGGAAGUGCAGUGUAAGAGAUGGAAGUCAAUCAAUGAAAUUUUAUUAUUAUUUUCAUAUUGAGAUAUUUGUAGAAUAAAUUUGGAAGAAACUCUUCCAACUUUUCUUCUUCCUUUCUCUUUAUUUUUUCUUCUUCUUUUACCUUUUCUUCUUCUUUUCUCUUUUGUUCCUUUUUUCAUAUAUAUGUGCUUAUUUGAAAAAUAUAUUUAUGUAUGUAUGUAUUUGCAAUAUUUUGCUUAUAUUUUGUAACAAUUAUGUUAAAUAAAUAAAAAAAUAUUAAGAAAAAAAAUUGAAACAAUGCACACAUUGUUUUGUUGUUUAGGUGAUGGAUCCUUCCGGGGCAGAAAUGUUAGCCAAAGCCAUCCCUGCCUCCCAAGUGCAUAUACUGAAGAAAUGUGGACAUUUCAUCACUCUCGAUAGGCCCAGGAAACUGUCAAAACUUCUUCUGGAAUUCCACUAUUCAGUCUGUGGCACAGCAGAGAAUAAGAAGAUGGCGUAA